CCUCCCUGGUUUGUUUUACAUGCACACACACAAGAACUUCCUGUUGACGUCAUGACGUGGGAGCGUACCGAAACGCUCGAGCGAUAGUUCUGUUGGAACCUGUUGUAGUUUCAGAUAAUGAACUACAUUGUUUUAUUCGGAACGGAGCUUUCGUCUGGUCUUUCCUCUCCAUAAAGGUUUUUUUUUUUUAAUUAGCGGUUGAAUUGCUUUGUAUUAGGAUUAAACGUCAGAGAGAAGCCCUGCUUUCUCUCGCUCUUUCACUCCGACUGUUUCCACAGGACUAUCUUGUACUCAGGACAGGAGAAAUGCUCUUCUUGUAGACUAAGCUCUUGUCUUUUUUUGUCGAAAGAAGAGAUAUCUUGUUAUCUGCUCUGGAUAUGGCUGAAGCUCGAGUGGAGGAUGAAGAGGAAAGUUUGAGAGAGGCGCGUGAGGCCGGCGGCGCGAGGCGAAACCCGCGAGCUUCAGAGCGAGCAGAUAGGAACAAGCCUGAACAACGCCAGUCCAGCACUCAAGGCGCACUCUCGUCGAUCAGAGCUGUGAUAAAAAGGACGUCCACCAGAACAGCUGCUCCGGCCGACCAAAACAGAGAGAGACGACGUCCAGAGAUCACCAUCCUUGCAGCUGAACCUCUGUCCACAAACUCUUGGUUCCCAGGAGCCUCUGGGGCAUUUCCCCCUGCACCGCCCCCUGCUCAGCCAUCUUGGACUGGUUCUCUUACAGUACAGCUUCCCCCACCUUCAUAUGAACAGGUGAUUAGAGAAAAAAGGCAGGAGCAGAAUACCCAAUCCUCUGUUUCUUCCUCCUCCUCAUCACCCUCCUCCUCAUUAUCAUCAGCCUCUUCAUCCUCCGCUCCUCGUCAUACUGCCACCAUCGCCACACAGACCGAUCCAGAGACUUCUGAGACACAGAGCUGUUCCAGACCCUCGAUGCGCCGGCCCCCAAAACCACCGCGCCCAUCCCUCCCACUCAUUCCUAAACCUGCCGAGCCAGUACCUGCACACACACACACUUUGAUUGAACUGGGUGAGCCUGAUCCACCCUGUUCCACACACACUCCAACACACCCUCCUAGUGGCGAACAAUGUGGAGUUCAGACUGACUUCACUCAUGCACUGGAACCCUUGACUCCCAUCUCUCCUGACUCCUCCCACAUUACCCAUAAUUCUCAGUCACAGGCCCCAGUGAAACAGGAGGUUUCAGCACGCCCUAAGCCACGCCCUCGCUCCAAAGCUUUAGUGCAGUCGGUGAUUAAAGAAGAGGUUCAGGAUCAACCAAUAACAAGAGAGGUCAAAGUUCAGACCUUGGUGCGCCUUAAAGACGAUGGCACUGAGAGUGUUUUUGCCGGUUUUACUGACACUUCUUUAGACAUUGCAUCUAAUAAGUAUCUACAGGACCUGUUAGAUGUCUUUGGUUGUGAUAAACAAGACUUCGAAAGUGACCAACAUGAUGAAAAUGACCAAAGUGAGAAGAGCAGUGAAGAGGAAAGUGUCACUUUCGAAAGCUCUUUGGUUUCCACGGUUGCGUCUGAACCUUUGGAAACCAUAAAAAGACCAGAACCACGACCAAGAACCCAGAAUCCCAAACCACCCAUCGCCACAAAACCAUGUGACCCAACACAGAGUGUGGAGGAGACCAAAAUUUCUUCAGAAGAACAAAAUAAGCCAUUAGUUCAUCCAGUUCCUGCUCCCAGGCCACUGGUGAAAAAAUCAUCCGUGUCCCAGCAGCAGGGUUCCUCAGAGGAGAAAACCGAGCUCUGUCGACUCCGUCCACCUCCCAGACCUCCGUUAGCUGCACGCAUGUCUGGAUCUCCCAUCCAGGAAGCUCAGCCUGCAGAAGUGCCCUUUAACCCCUCAGGAAAGAGAGGUUCAGAAGAUCAGGACUCAUCUGUUGCUGCCUCUGGGAAGCCUGUAGCAAUCACAUCCUCUAGCAGAGGCAGGGGAAAAUGUCCAGCUAAGCCCCCGUUCCAGAGGAGGCCUCCACCCCCAGCACACACUCCUGCACACACUCCUGCACACACUCCUGCAAACACUCCUGCAAACACUCCUGCACAGGAUGCUGUCAGUGCUGUAAACGUUAACAAAUCUGGCCCAUCACUACCACAUCAAGCCAGUGAGGGUAGGCUGCUUCCUCUGCGUCCUCCUCCAGUCAAGUUGAGCAAAUCAGCAAGUUGCUCCCUGACUCAUGCUACAACCAAUCAGCUCUCGGGUUACAGGGGAGUCAAACGAGGACCACCACUGCCACCGAGACCAAAGCCUGGGCAUCCUCUCUACAGAGAGUACACAAGCAAAAUCCCUCAAGGAAACACUAAAGUAAACCCCCCUAGCAGUGAUCCUGAAGAAUCCUACCUUCAGAAAGAGAAGCUUCUUCUUGUUCUUGAUGACAAGGCGGGACCAACAGAGACACCAGGAGGUGUGAAAGGUCAACAUCAGGACUCGGUGUCAGAAGAACCCGUCUCUCAGAAGAGUCAGGAGCUGCAGAAAGAGCCACAGACGGAGGAGCAGCAGCCUGAGACAAACACCAGUGUCAGGUAUAGAGCCCACUUUGCGUUUGAUGGCGAAGACGGUGAGCUGACACUAUGUGACGGUGAUGUCAUAACGUUAAUAGAAUAUGUAAAUGAAGAGUGGGGGCGUGGCAGCCUUAAUGGACGCACAGGGCUCUUCCCUUUGAAUUUUGUCCAGCUUGUUCAGGAAAAUCCCGUAAAGAAAUCGACACCUGAGUCACCUGCAUCUGCAGUGUGUGUAGGAGAAGGGCAGACAGGCCGAGCUCUGUAUGAUUUCACUCCUGAGUCUGAAGAAGAACUCUGUCUCAAGGUUGGGGAUGUGGUGUCCUCCCUGGAGGAGGUGGAUGAGGAAUGGUUUGUAGGGGAAUUCGCCGGCCGACGUGGCAUCGUCCCGAAAAAUUACAUCCAGGUGCUCUAAAACACGAUCAAGAUGGAUAGAGCGAAAAGUGUUUACAUGCGGAAAGUAAAAAGUGUCGUCAUUUGUGUGUAAUCCAAUGGCCUUGGUCUCCUACUUAAAUGAACUCCAACACAAUCAAAUGUACCACUUUCAUAAACACAUUACUCACUGAUUGGUUUGUCUCUUAAUGUUUUCAUCCUCUAGACCUGUUCUGUUCUGCUCUGUUUAUCCGUUCACUGUCAUCCCAAAGCCAAAUGAUGAUACUGUAGUGUUGUGUUGGAGUUAAUCUAACUGGACUGUGAAGAGGGCCUGACAUUUGACAGACUAACGUCAUUAGAUUUUGAAAAGCUUUUAGUUCUAUUAAUGUUUUGCCUUUUUUUUUCUUUUUUUGUAAUUUGCACAGGAUACUUUUUGAUGUAGGUUACACCUACUGUACUAAUUGACACUGUGAAUAGCGAUCUCCCACUGAAACUCCUUUAUAGUCUGUGAGAUGGCUUAAUCUGUGGGGAAAUGAUGUCAAGGAGACUUAACCCAAAAUAAAUCCAGAUGAAUUAUUAUAAA
Molecule: messenger RNA, 3458 nt
Organism: Pangasianodon hypophthalmus (striped catfish)
Lineage: Eukaryota; Metazoa; Chordata; Actinopteri; Siluriformes; Pangasiidae
Exons: 15
Coding region: 378-2918 (846 amino acids)
Cellular component (GO): focal adhesion
Molecular function (GO): actin filament binding
Source: RefSeq, a predicted model, not a curated record